AUGGCGACAAGCGCUACUGAGCAGCCGGGGGAGGGAGCGGGAGCGUCCUCGGGGGCAGCGAAAAGCCCGCCUCGGAGCACGAGGGACCGCCGCCUCGCUGUCCCUGUCGGCGCGGGAGCGGGCGGUGCGGAGGAGGAGGCCGGGCCGCUGCCGGCGCAGUUCCCGUCUCACCUGGGAGCGCUGAAUGGCAGGGGGAAGGCGGCGCUGUACUGCGACGACCUCCUGAAGGGCUGCAAGGCAGAAGAUGCCAAUGAAGCCAUUAGCAAAUACCUUUUGGAAAAGUUGAAGAUGAAGGAAAAAUGGCUUGGAGUCUGGAAGACCAAUCCAGAACUUUUUUUUGUUAAUUCUGAAGAAAUUCCCAUACCAUAUGUUGGUGUGCUUGUUGAGGUUACUUGCAAACUGCCCCAGAAUCCCUCUGCUAACUUCAGAGUUUCUGUAUCUGUAGCUGAACCCUUUUCAUCUAAUAUUGCAAAUAUUCCAAGACAGUUAGUUGAUGAAGUUCUGGAGGAAAUGGAUCAUUGUGUGCCUCUUUUGGAAGUCUAUCCUGUGGAGGGGCAGGACAGCGCAGUGUAUGAUAUAGCCAAGGCUUUGGAAAUUGUGAGGUUCUUCUAUGACUUCCUUUGGAGAGAUUGGGAUGAUGAUGAAAAGAGUGAGACCUAUGCUGCACUGAUAGAAGAGAGAAUUAAGAUUUGGUGUGAUAUUCAGAAUGGGACUAUCCCUGCUCCGAUUGCUCACCGUUUUAGAAGAAAUCUUGAAAAGUACAAAAAUCUGCAUUUGGAGUUGAUCCAUUACCAAAGUAAUAUUAAAGAAGAACCCACAGCAGAAGAAGCAGUUGAAUGUUGGAAAAAGUAUUAUGAAUUGAUAAUGCUAUGUGGAUUGUUGAAAAUAUGGGAAGAUUUACGCCUGAGGGCUCACGGACCUCUGACCCCAAGAAUUUUGAAACGUAGGAAAGGACACAGAGAUGAUGGAAAAACUGUAACUUACAUUGUUGCAAAAACAGCAACAGCAGAAAUGGUUAAAGAACUAGCCCCAGACACACUUCUUCAGCAGCAGGAUAACUUAAACCUGGCUUUGGACAACUGUUACAGUGGAGAUAAUGUGCUUAUUUUCCCAGGAGAAUAUAAAGCAGCAAACCUUUCCAUGUUAACUGAAGAUAUUGUUAUUAAAGGAGUUGGAAGACGAGAGGAAAUUGUGAUUGUUUCAGAUCCUGUCUAUGACAGUUUUAUAGUGUCCAGGGCUCAAAAUCUGAAGAUAAUGAAUAUUACUGUGCAGCAGCAAGGGACUCUCGAUGGUAUUAUAGUAGUUGAAUCUGGACACACAUUUUUGGAGAACUGUGUUUUGAAGUGUGAAGGAACUGGUGUCUGUGUACUUGUUGGGGCAUCUCUGACAAUUAUAAACAGUGAGAUUACUGGAGCUCAGGGGGCUGGAGUCGAGUUAUACCCAGGAAGCACAGCUACUUUGGAGGGUAACAAAAUUCACCACUGCAAUAACUUCAGAACCUGUGACUCCUCACAUGGUAGUUUUGGUGGAAUUAACAUUAAGGUUCUUCCUGCUCCUAAACUAAGGAUGAAAAACAAUCAUAUUUACAGUAACAAUGGAUAUGGAGUGACCAUUAUUAAGCCUUCUGAGCAGCUGUGUGCUACAGCUGAAGGAACAGUGGAAUGUGCUGCUGCAGGAGAUGGUGAAGAUUCUGUUUCCAAACUAAUGCAGGAACUGAGCCUUGAGAUGAGCACAAACAUACUAGAAGACAACACCAAAGGCAUCAGCAUAGUUAACUGAAGCUACAGGUUUCAACUACAAAAGAAAACUUGUUGUAUUAAAAGAUAUUAAUAAGAGUUGUUAUUAUGGAUACUGAUGAAACGUGAAAUAGCACCAUAAUUACUAUUUCUUAGUAAAGAGAAAGCUUUUCAUAGCUUGGCAAGAAUUUAAGCUUAAUUUCCAUUUAAGUCUUUGGCACCAGAAGCCAUAGCUUAUAGCUCAAAAUAUAACCCCUUGGAGGCUAUCAGUUUGAAUUCUGUACUCACUAUUCCAACUCGGGAAUAUAUUUUUU
Molecule: messenger RNA, 2050 nt
Organism: Lacerta agilis (Sand lizard)
Lineage: Eukaryota; Metazoa; Chordata; Lepidosauria; Squamata; Lacertidae
Gene: SHCBP1L
Product: SHC binding and spindle associated 1 like
Exons: 10
Coding region: 1-1779 (592 amino acids)
Biological process (GO): spermatogenesis; male meiosis cytokinesis
Cellular component (GO): meiotic spindle
Source: RefSeq, a predicted model, not a curated record